Molecule: messenger RNA, 2682 nt
Organism: Nylanderia fulva
Lineage: Eukaryota; Metazoa; Arthropoda; Insecta; Hymenoptera; Formicidae
Product: venom acid phosphatase Acph-1-like
Biological process (GO): dephosphorylation
Molecular function (GO): phosphatase activity
Source: RefSeq, a predicted model, not a curated record
AACGUUAAGUUCACAUUGUAGGAAUACAAUCAGCCAGUUCGUUGCGAUCGAAUUAAUAAUUACAUCACGACAAAGAAAAAGUAUUUCAACGAAGAACACACUAUCAAGAGGACUAUUGAAGAAUCCUGGACAUUACAAAGUUUUAACAUUGUAUUUGUUAUACCUGCCACUUCAACAAAACGAUCGGUAUCGUCACUUUGACAAUCACGAACAUUAAUAUCAUCGGAUAGUGUACUUCCUAUAACUUCGAAGGAUGACGAAAAUGCAACGUAAUUUAGUCAUUGGUCUAAUGCUUUAUUUCGGUUUGCUUACAACAUUAGAAGCAUUUCGUCCACAAGAAGAGAACACAUUACGAUUUGUGAGCGUGCUAUUCAGACAUGGCGACCGUACUGUAGACACUGCAAAUAAUGAAUCAUUCCCAACUGAUCCAUAUAAAACCUUUAACUAUUAUCCGGAUGGCAGCGGUCAGUUAACUAAUGCCGGCAAGAAGAGAGUAUAUGAAAUUGGAUUGAUGCUAAAAAACAGAUACAAGAAAUUUCUCGGAUUAUUAUAUUAUCCGCCAAAUGUCUACAUACGUUGCACGAUGAUCCCUAGGACCAAGACAUCCGCACAGAUAGUUCACGCGGCACUUUUCUCACCUACUGGCGAGCAAAAGUGGAAUCUGGUACUUCCUUGGCAACCAGCAGAUAUCAAUUACAUUCAUGAUGCUCAAGAUAUGCUGCUGUUUCCAAUUCUGUGUCCCGUGUAUAACAGACUUUAUCAAGAAAUGCUACAAACUCCAGAAAUAAAAAAACAAUUAGCAGAAUUUGCUAAUUUAAGGGAAAAACUGUCAAUAUGCACAGGAAAAAAUAUUAACACAAUGUAUGACUGUUUUCUUGUGUAUGGUACUUUGCUUGCACAAAAACAUUAUGGAAUACCUACACUGCCAUGCGUGCAAGAAAUGUUUCCAAAUGGUAAACUUUUGGAUGCUGUUAAUUUCCAAAUGAAACUAUUUAGUUAUGGCCUGUUAAAUAAAAUAAAUGGAGGUAUAUUGUUACGCAGAAUAAUUAACGAUAUGGAACAGAAGAAAAAUGGAACCUUAAAAGAUCGAAGGAUCAAUCUCUAUUCUGGACACGACUUCAAUCUGGCCGCAUUAUUGCAGGCUUUAAAUAUAUAUAAUAAUGAAAUUCCAAAAUACGGAAGCUGUAUCAUGAUAGAAUUGCAUGAAAUGAAUAACGAGUAUUUUGUGAAAGUAUUAUAUUAUUUAGGUAUACCAACAAGAAUAGAAGAAAAGGUCAUCCCUGGCUGUGAGGUAUUAUGUCCGUAUAAUAAAUUCGUUCAAUUAUUAUCGGCAACAACUGCGACGAACGAAGAAUCGCAAUGUCCAGAAAAAAUGAACUUAAGUUUUAAGAUGACGAAAAUGCAACAUAGUUUAGGCAUUGUUCUAAUGCUUUGUUUCGGUUUGCUUACAACAUUAGAAGCAAUUCUUAUUCGAGGCGAAGAGUCAUUACAAGACGAUACAUUACGAUUUGUGAAUGCGGUAUUUAGACAUGGCGAUCAUACUGCAGACACUGCAAAUAAUGAAUCUUUCCCAAAUGAUCCAUACAAAACCUUUGACUACUAUCCUGAUGGUAUCGGUCAGUUAACUGAUCUCGGCAAGAAGAGAGUAUAUGCACUCGGAGUGAUGCUAGAACUCAGAUACAGCAACUUUCUCGGAUCAUAUUAUUAUCCGCCAAAUGUCUACACACGUUGCACGAUGAUCCCUAGGACCAAGACAUCUGCACAAAUAAUUCACGCGGCACUUUUCUUACCUAUUGAUAAGCAAAAGUGGAAUGUGGUACUUCCUUGGCAACCAACAGAUAUCAAUUACAUGCAUGAUGCUCAAGAUAUGCUGCUGUUUCCAAUUCGGUGUCCCGUAUAUUACCGACUGUAUCAAGAAAUGCUACAAACUCCAGAAAUAAAAGCAAAAGUAGCAGAAUUUGAUGAUUUAAGGAAAAAACUAUCGAUAUGCACAGGAAAAAAUAUUACCUCAAUAUAUGACUGUUUUCUUGUGUAUAACACUUUGCUUGCACAAAAACAUUAUAACCUAUCUACACUCCCAUGCACGGAAGACAUAUUUCCAAAUGGCAAACUUUUGGAUGCUGUUAUUUUCCAAAUGAAACUAUUUAGUUAUGGCCCGUUAAAUAAAUUAAAUGGAGGUAUAUUGUUACGCAGAAUAAUUAACGAUAUGAAACAGAAAAUAAAUGGAACCUUACCAGAUAGAAAGAUCAAUCUCUUUUCUGCACACGACUUAAAUGUGGCCGCAUUAUUGCAGGCUUUAAAUAUAUAUAAUAACGAAACUCCAAAAUACGGAAGCUGUAUCAUAAUAGAAUUGCAUGAAAAGAAUAACGAGUAUUUUGUGAAAGUAUUAUAUUAUUUAGGUAUACCAUCAAAAACAGAAGAAAAAGUCAUCCCUGGCUGUGAGGUAUUAUGUCCGUAUAAUAAAUUCGUUGAAUUAUUAUCGGAGACAACUGCGACAAACGAAGAAUCACAAUGUCUAGGAAAAAUGAAUUUAAAUUUAAAAUUUUAACAAUUUGAUUUUCGAUUAUUUUUAUAAAUUCUCUUCAUGAUGCAGUAAUUCAUAUUUGAUUGAUUGAAUUUGACAACACAUUUGAACGGCAUUUUAAAGAUUUUUGAAUAAUUUUUAAAUAAAAACACAUUUGA